Lathyrus oleraceus (garden pea) is the source of this 1599-nucleotide messenger RNA. RefSeq names its product probable membrane-associated kinase regulator 2. The record is from RefSeq and is a predicted model, not a curated record. NCBI's taxonomy places the organism in Eukaryota, Viridiplantae, Streptophyta, Magnoliopsida, Fabales, Fabaceae. The transcript is spliced from 2 exons. The coding region runs from base 243 to 1241 and encodes 332 amino acids. Gene Ontology annotation, cellular component: plasma membrane.
ACAAAACUAAUUGGACUCUUUUGAUUUAUUAAAGACAUAAAAUCGGCAAUCACACGACUCCGCAACCGAGGAAACAGACAAAAUAAAAGCACAACAAAAACAAAAGUACCUUCUCCUCUUUAUCUGUGUUACUCACUCACCUUCAUCUUCCUACCCUUUCUGUUACCCACGGUCACUCAAACCUUCAUUCACACCAUUACAAACCCUUUCUUCUCCCUCUUUGUAUUCUGGCCCUUCCAACCAUGGAAGCUCUUACUUUGCUCAAAUACUUGAAACCAACUGAAGCAACACCUCAACCUCCUCCUCCUACGGAAGAAGACACCGACUACGUCGAAACCACUACCGACGAAGAAGGAGAAGAAGAAGACGAGCCUUUCUUUGACAUAGAGUUCACUGUACCUGAAGAAGAAGAACCAAACGAGUCUGAGACUGAACUCGGCUUUACGCUUUCUCCUCUAACCAACCACCAAGUUCAGUCGGAACUGAACUCCUCCGAACCUAACUCCAAACCUCAGUUCACCGCCUCGUUCUUGAAAUCCGCCACCAAGCUCCGUGUUUUCAUGUCUGGUUUCAACAAAUCAAAAUCCUCCGACACUACCGUUCAAAAAUCAGAGUCGCAGAAAAAGAAACUCUUCACUGUGAAAUUCAAGGUAGAUGAAGUUCCGUUCGUGUCCUUCUUUGCCAGAGAUAAAGUAAAAACUGGUAAUGAUGAUAAAGACUCUCAAAAGCAGACGAAACAGAACAACACCGAGGAAGAAUCGAAGUUACAUUCACCUUCUUCGGCUUCUUCUGACGAGAAACUAGGCUUCUCAAAGGAAGUAAUGCAGAAAUAUUUGAAAAAAGUUAAGCCUCUUUAUGUAAAAGUUUCUCGAAAAUAUGCGGAGAAGCUCAAGUUUUCUUCUAGCCAGCUCAAUUCGCCGCAGAUGAAGAAACCGGCGGCGGAGAAGGUUCGGGGAGAAAAUGGGGGGAACAAUGUAAAAACUCAGAAACAGGGGACUCUGCCUCUGCCUGCAGGGUUGCGAGUUGUGUGCAAACAUCUGGGGAAGAGCCGGUCAGCGUCUUUGGCGACGGAAGUAGCGGCGGUAUCGUCGCGGCGAAGAGAUGAUUCGACAGUGCAGCAACAGGAUGGCAUUCAGAGUGCCAUUUUGCAUUGCAAGAGCUCCUUCAAUGCUUCCAAAGAACGUGAUCCGUUGCAGUCUGAAUCGUCAACAAAACUUGGAAAUGAUUUGGAUGGAAGAUGAGGGAGGGUUUUUGAAAUACUACCUAGUUUUAAGUUAUGUUACGUUUUUGUAAGGAAACGUGUCUAGUGGCCUUAGGUUUGUGUACAAAGGAAAAUGUUACUACUAGCUAGCUACUGCAGUACUUUAUGAGGAUUUCUGUGAGGAUGUGUUAAUGUUGCAGAAAAGAAAGUAAAAUGUUGGGUUGUGGGGAACAAUAGUGGCUAUUGGAGUUGCAGGUGACAAUAACUGUUUUCCGAUGAAUCAACCUAGACUUGAGCCUAGUAAAGGCGACAGUGAACAACUAUGCCUAUUUUUUUACUACUUGUACCGUAACUGCAUGAUGAAUGGUAGCCUACUAGAAUACUCUUCCGUUUUUAAA